Messenger RNA from Sus scrofa (pig), 1402 nucleotides. It is a transcript of the gene SERPINA1, whose product is annotated as serpin family A member 1. The record is from RefSeq and is marked validated. Gene Ontology annotation, molecular function: serine-type endopeptidase inhibitor activity. NCBI's taxonomy places the organism in Eukaryota, Metazoa, Chordata, Mammalia, Artiodactyla, Suidae.
CUCCUCAGCCUUGGUCACAAGCCCCGGCCUGGGACAGUGAAUCGACAAUGGCAUCCUCCAGCACGUGGGGCCUCCUCCUGCUGGCGGGCCUAUGCUGCCUGGUCCCCAUCUCCCUGGCUGAGGGUCUCCAGGGACACGCUGUCCAGGAGACAGACGUCCCCAGGCACGACCAUGAGCAACACCAGGAAGCCGCCUGCCACAGGAUCGCCCCCAACCUGGCCGACUUCGCCUUCAGCCUGUACCGCCAGGUGGCCCGUCAGUCCAAUACCAGCAACAUCUUCUUGUCCCCAGUGAGCAUCGCGACGGCCUUCGCCAUGCUCUCCCUGGGGACCAAGGGUGCUACUCACGCUGAGAUCCUGGAGGGCCUACAGUUCAACCUCACUGAGAAAGCAGAGGCAGAGAUCCACGAAGGCUUCCAGCAUCUUCUCCACACCCUCAACCAGCCAGACAACCAGCUGCAACUGACCACCGGCAACGGCCUGUUCGUUGACAAGAAGGCCAAGCUGGUGCCCAAGUUUUUGGAGGAUGUCAAGAACCUCUACCAUUCCGAAGCCUUCUCCAUCAACUUCAGGGACACCGAAGAGGCCAAGAAAUGCAUCAACGAUUACGUAGAAAAGGGCUCCCAGGGAAAAAUUGUGGAUUUGGUAGAUGAGCUUGACAAAGACACCGUAUUUGCUCUGGUGAACUACAUAUUCUUUAAAGGCAAAUGGGAGAAGCCCUUCGAGGUGGAGCAAACCACAGAGGAGGACUUCCAUGUGGACGAGGAGACCACAGUCAAGGUGCCCAUGAUGAACCGCCUGGGCAUGUUCGACCUCCACCACUGUGAGAAGCUCUCCAGCUGGGUGCUGCUGAUGGACUACGUGGGCAACGCCACCGCCUUCUUCAUCCUGCCCGACGGGAAACUGCACCAGCUGGAGGACAUGCUCACCAAGGAAAUCCUCGCCAAGUUCCUGGAAAAGAGAUACCCAAGUUCUGCCAAUCUACAUUUGCCCAAACUGACCAUUUCUGGAACCUAUGAUCUGAAAUCUCUCCUGGGCAACCUGGGCAUCACCAAGGUUUUCAGCGACGAGGCGGACCUCUCGGGUGUCACUGAGGAACAGCCUCUGAAGCUGUCCAAGGCGCUGCACAGGGCCGUGCUGACCAUUGACGAGAAAGGGACAGAGGCCACAGGGGCCACGAUUCUGGAAGCCAUCCCCAUGUCUAUACCCCCAAAUGUCAAGUUCAACAAGCCUUUCCUCUUCCUCAUCUACGAUACAAAAACCAAAGCUGUCCUCUUCAUGGGAAAAGUCAUGAAUCCCACCCAAAAAUAACGGCCUUCCUGGGACAGGUCCCCUCCCUCUGUGGCAUUAAAGAAUGACUGACCCAGCCCCGGCUGGUGUGUGACGCGUUCCCUCCUCCAUCC